Frieseomelitta varia is the source of this 2070-nucleotide messenger RNA. RefSeq names its product succinate--CoA ligase [ADP-forming] subunit beta, mitochondrial-like. Gene Ontology annotation, cellular component: succinate-CoA ligase complex; mitochondrion. Lineage: Eukaryota; Metazoa; Arthropoda; Insecta; Hymenoptera; Apidae. Gene Ontology annotation, biological process: tricarboxylic acid cycle; succinyl-CoA metabolic process. Bases 96 to 1445 code for a protein of 449 amino acids. Gene Ontology annotation, molecular function: metal ion binding; ATP binding; succinate-CoA ligase (ADP-forming) activity. The record is from RefSeq and is a predicted model, not a curated record. The transcript is spliced from 7 exons.
UGCGUCAUGUUUUUGCAGGAAACAUCAAGAAGGUGGGGACGGGGACUUGAAGGCGCAGUUUACACUUUGCAGUCCACUGCCACUGCUUUAGUAAGAUGGCCACCAUGUUGUCCCGGACUAUCUCACUCGUUGAAAAUUUCACCCGAUUCAGCGGAUCAAAGAUAUUGGGAUGCAAAACCAACUUAGUAAAGCAACCAGUUAGGAAUUUAAAUGUCCAUGAACACAUCAGUUAUAGUUUAUUAAAUGAAGCCGGAGUUCCAACUCCUAAGUUUGGAGUUGCUAAAACUCCAGAUGAGGCUGCCAAACUUGCUGCGGACUUGAAAACCAAAGAUAUUGUUUUGAAAGCCCAAGUCUUAGCUGGUGGCAGAGGAAAAGGGCAUUUUAAGGGAACUAACGUUAGUGGUGUAAAGAUGUGUGAAACACCAGAAGAAGCAAAGAAAUUAGCCAGUCAAAUGUUAGGUAAAUUGUUAAUUACAAAACAGACAGGUGAAGCAGGUAGAAUAUGCAAUGCCGUAAUGGUUACACAACGCAUGUUUCCUCGUAAAGAAUAUUACCUUGCAGUCAUGAUGGAAAGAGCCUUUGGUGGUCCAGUCAUAAUUGCUUCGAGUCAAGGUGGUGUAAAUAUUGAGGAAGUUGCUGCAACGAAUCCUAGUGCUAUCAUGUAUGAACCCAUUGAUAUUUAUAAGGGUAUAACAAAAGAUCAAGCAGAACGUAUUGCUGUUAAGCUUGGACUUCAAAAUGUUAAAGAUUAUAUUUCUAACAUCAUCAUAAAUUUGUAUCAGAUGUUCCUUAAAAAAGAUGCCCUUUUAUUAGAAGUGAAUCCCUUAGCAGAAGAUGUUAAUGGAGAAUACUUUGCUUUGGAUUGCAAGUGCAGAUUCGAUGAUAAUGCUGAAUUUAGACAAAAGGAAUUGUUUUCCUUGAGAGAUUGGACUCAAGAAGAUUCUAAGGAAGUUGAAGCUGCUAAAUAUGAUUUAAAUUACAUUGCACUUGAUGGUAACAUUGGUUGUAUGGUAAAUGGCGCUGGUUUAGCCAUGGCUACUAUGGAUAUCAUAAAAUUGCAUGGAGGAGAACCAGCCAAUUUCUUAGAUGUAGGCGGUGGUGCAUCUACAAGUGCCGUGAAAGAAGCAUUUAAGAUAAUUACAUCUGAUUCACGAGUUCACGCUCUUUUAGUUAACAUAUUUGGUGGAAUUAUGAGAUGUGAUGUUAUUGCCGAGGGAAUCAUUGCUGCAACUAAAGAACUUAGCUUAAAAAUCCCUGUUGUUGUUCGAUUACAGGGAACAAAUGUAGACGAAGCAAAAGCUCUUAUCGCAAAUGCAGGUUUAAAAAUUGUACCGAUUGAUGAUCUUGAUGAAGCUGCCCGAGUCGCGGUUAAAUUAUCAACGAUUGUUAAAUUGGCACAAUCUGAAAAUCUUAGCGUUAAUUUCGAAAUACCUUCAAUUUCAUAAAUUUAGUUAAAAUUAUCAGAAAAACUUCGAAGAUAAAUAUUUGACACAACAUUUGAAAGUAAUAAUUAGAUUAAUAAUUUGAAAUUUCGUAUUCGUACUAUUUUUCAUAUUUCAUAUUUUUCAUAUUACUUUAUGUGUUUCUAUUGCAAGUGGAUUGGAAAGUAAAUUUGUUGAAAUUUUUGUUUUGUUCGAUGUUCAGAACAUCUGUAUUCUAUAUAUUUAUAAUUUUAUUUUCUAUAAAAAGAAGGAAAAAACUGAACACAUUUAAUUACAAUCUUGUACAGUUGAAAUGUAAAAAGUAGUAGACAAUUGAUGUUACUUCCUUCUUAAUGCAAGCACAAAUUCAUUCCCAAGAAGUACAUAAACUUCUUCAAGAAUGUAAUUUAUUGCUUACCCAUUUAAUGGGUUCCUGUGAUUCAGUAUUAAAAUUAAGUUACAUGAUAUGCACUGAUGUAGUCACAUUUUGUACACGAAAGUGUACUCUACAUUUUUUCAAAGCUUAUAUAUGUGCUAACAAAAAAGUACAUGAUUACUGUCCAAGAAACGAAACCUUUUAUAUAACCAUCCACAAAAAAAAUUGUUAUAACUGAGAUAUUAUACGAGAGAUGACUGUAAUGUCUCAUUU